AUGGUUGCAGGCAAUUUUACUGUUGUUACUGAGUUCAUUCUUUUGGGACUGACAGAUAAAGAAGAACUAAAAGUCGUGCUUUUUGUGUUGUUCCUGGGGAUUUACGUCAUUACCUUGGUGGGAAAUGUGGGCAUGAUACUCUUAAUCCAAAUCACCCCGAAGCUCAACACACCCACGUACUUUUUCCUUAGUUGCCUCUCCUUUGUAGAUGCCUGCUAUUCCUCCGUCAUUGCCCCAGAAUUGCUGAUCACCUUCUUGGUGGUGAGGGAAACCAUCUCGCUCUCUGGCUGCAUCAUACAGCAUUUGUUUUUUGGGGUGUUCAUCACCACGGAAGGCUUUCUGCUCUCAGUGAUGGCUUACGAUCGUUAUGUGGCCAUUGCCCACCCUCUCUUCUACAACGUGGCCAUGUCUAGGAGAAAGUGUGUAGUGCUUGUGACUGGGUCUUGUACCGGAGGACUGAUCAACUCCCUGGUACACACAGGAAGCUUGGGGAGACUGUCCUUUUGUGGGCCCAAUGUCGUGAGUCACUUCUUUUGCGAUACUCCCCCACUGCUAAAACUAUCAUGUUCUAGCACCUUCAUGAAUGAGUUUUUGCUUUUACUCUUUUCCAGAGUCAUUGCAAUAGCCACUUUCUUGAUUGUGAUCAUUUCCUAUGUACUCAUAGCCUUUGCUAUUCUGCAAAUCCGCUCAGCCCCAGGCAGAUGGAAAGCCUUUUUCACCUGUGCCUCGCACCUGACUGCUGUGACCAUAUUCUAUGGCACCUUAAGUUUUAAUUACAUUCAGCCAAGCUCCCAGUAUUCUGUGCAACAGGAAAAGGUGGUUUCUGUGUUCUAUACAUUAGUGAUUCCCAUGUUAAACCCACUGAUUUACAGCCUCAGGAACAAAGCAGUAAAAGAUGCUGUGAAAUGGGCCAUAGAACUGAAACGUUUCUCAUGUUAA
Molecule: messenger RNA, 939 nt
Organism: Heterocephalus glaber (naked mole-rat)
Lineage: Eukaryota; Metazoa; Chordata; Mammalia; Rodentia; Bathyergidae
Product: olfactory receptor 5J3
Biological process (GO): G protein-coupled receptor signaling pathway
Cellular component (GO): membrane
Molecular function (GO): olfactory receptor activity
Source: RefSeq, a predicted model, not a curated record